GGGUGACCUAGCAGCAAAGCAUGACGACGUCAACGACGACACACUUGGUGAAGUCAUUAUGGCUGUUGACAUGACACCUCGCGGCACAGUCGGCUGCUGUUACUACGUUGCCAGAGAGGAAAAGCUGUACUUCAUGGAGGACAUACAGAUUGGCGAUGAUGACAUUGUUGACACGCUGAAGACUUUCAUUGACCCUACAGUCAUUCUUGUUUCGACAAAGAUCGACGAUGCAGUGAUCAAUCGUUUCGAUCCUGAAGCCAAGAGUGGUGAGUCGGUCAGUGGCAACAAUGAUCAAUUUCGUCUGCCCUUCUUGCUGGAUGUUCGUCCCCCGAGCGAGUUUUACUACGAUGCAGCAAAAAAUAAGCUCAUGAUCUUGAGGUUGGGCGAAGAUGACGGCACCCAAGUGAGCUUCAACAUACCAGGAGACCACUUAGGUGGAUACGAUGAUGAAGGCGCGCUUGGGCAGCAAGGCCAGUUGCUUCGACUUGCAGGCUGGAUCGACAUGGAAAGUCGCGUAACGGUUGGAUGUGCUGGAGCACUUCUCUCAUAUUUACAGCGAAGACGUGCCGCGGCAUACUUACCUGGCGAUGAUGCCGCAUACAUGAUGUUUCGCAUCACAAUGCUUGAGAUGUUCAGCCUGCGGGAGACCAUGUUCAUUAAUGCAGACACGCUGCAUUCGCUCGGCGUCAUUGGUGCAGAGGCACAUCCACAUUCGCACAACAGAGGACCAAACGCCAACUCUGGAGCGAAAGAAGGACUGUCGGUGUACGGUCUGUUCCACCAUCUCGCACGAACGCUACAAGGGAGGUUUUUACUUCGUCAGUGUUUCCUCCGUCCAAGCCUCAACAUCGAAGUCAUCAAUGAGCGUUUAGAUGCUGUAAGCACCUUCUCUCGCUCCGAAAAUGCUUCUGCACUCGAUGCUCUGGUCCAAAAUAUGAAGAACAUUGGAAAUAUGCGCAUGAUGAUGAUCAAUCUAAGAAAAGGUGUCGGUGGUUCCGUACCAGGAAGGAACGGUCUGUCGAGAAGCGUUUGGACUUCUGUGAGAGGGUUCGCGUUCCACGCCCUUAAGAUUAAAGAUGCGUUACAGGAUGUUCUAGGCGGUGACAAUCUAGCAAUUAGGACCAAGGUUUUCGAAAAGUUCGAAGGCUACCAUCUGGCACAGGUCGGACGAAAGAUCAGCGAGACUGUGGACUUCGAGAAAUCAGCUGAGGAACGACGAACGGUGAUUCUAUCAGGCAUCGAUGAAGAGCUGGACCACAUGAAACGAACACUUGAUGGGCUCGAGGAUAUCCUUAACCAAGUCGCGGGCAAGCUUUCUGAAGGCAUGCCACCCGAUAUACGUGCUUCCCUCAACGUCAUUUACUUUCCACAGAUCGGCUUUCUCGUCAUCGUACCAAUGGACCCUGCCACCGGAAUUGCCGUAUAUGAUGGUAAUUUCGACAGCCCUUGGGAGAUGAUGUUCUCCGCCGAAGGCCAAGUCUAUUUCAAGACUGCUGAGGUGAGAGAGAUGGACGAUCACUUUGGAGAUGUGUACGGCAUAAUAUCGGAUCGUGAGAUCGAGAUCAGCCACGAGCUUGCGCAGUUUGUAUUGCAGUAUGAGGAGUUGUUCACCACUUGCUCAGAUGUAUGCGGUGAGCUUGAUACUCUGUUAGCUCUUGCGCAAGGUGCAAAGACCUAUAAUCUUGUGCGGCCACGUAUCACUCUCGAGAACACCAUCCAGAUAAAACAGGGUCGUCAUAUACUCCAGGAACGUACAGUGUCAUCCUUCGUUCCGAAUGACACCUUCAUUGUUGCUGGAGCAGGAGAUAACGGAUCUGACGCUGACCAGUGCCGUGGUUCCUCCAGCUGUUUGCAGGGUAGCUCUGUGUCCCAAGAAGGCGGGCCCAGUAUGCUGGUCUUGACAGGACCCAACUACUCCGGCAAGAGCGUGUACUUGAAGCAGGUGGCUCUCAUCGUCUUCAUGGCACACGUUGGAUGCUUUGUGCCUGCGGAGAGCGCUAAGAUCGGGCUGACCGACAAGAUAUUAUCCCGAGUCACCACGCGCGAAACUGUCUCUCGCGCCCAAAGCGCAUUUAUGAUCGACCUUCAACAGAUCUCACUUGCACUGAAUCUGGCAACACGCAGAAGUCUACUCAUCAUAGAUGAGUUUGGCAAGGGAACAGACGCAAGUGACGGAGCGGGACUGGCAUGCGCGGUCAUGGAGUAUCUGCUCAGCCUACGUAACGAGCGACCGAAGGUGAUUGGGGCAACUCACUUUCACGAAAUCUUUGAGAUGGGUUUGCUAAAACCCAGACCCGCACUCGCCUUUGGACAUCUCGAGGUCCAGGUCGAUGCCGACAAGUCACAGGUUGAUGACCAAAUAACGUAUCUAUACAACUUCCGCGAGGGACGAAGCACCUCAAGCUUCGGCACAUGCUGUGCUGCCAUGAAUGGAGUGCCAGAAGAGAUCGUCCGCCGCGCAGAGGACUUGAUCCUCCUGGCCAUGAAAGGCAAGGAUCUGGUUGCUGCAUGCUGCCAAAUGCCAGAGGAUGAAGCCGCGGAACUCGAAGGAGCCGAACAAAUCGCACGAGCCUUCCUCGAGGCCGACGUCUACAAGAAUCCAAGAGCAACACUGUCGGACAUUCUCACCAUCUCAACGACUACGAACUCGCCCUCAUAGGUGCGAAGCCGGCAUAACGGUGAUGUUCAUUGGCGGAUUCGUGGGUUUUGAAGCGUGCGGAGCUCGUAAGCUGCAGAUGUCAGCAAUACCUCAUUGGCUCCGUAGAACUCCAAACCAACAACGUGUUUCAUGUGUCAAAAUUAGAUUUGUCCACGGCAUCGAGCAUGUCUUGAGAAGAAUGUAGUGCUGAUGCUCACUCAGACGCGCGGUUUUGU
Molecule: messenger RNA, 2874 nt
Organism: Macroventuria anomochaeta
Lineage: Eukaryota; Fungi; Ascomycota; Dothideomycetes; Pleosporales; Didymellaceae
Exons: 12
Coding region: 59-2659 (866 amino acids)
Biological process (GO): chiasma assembly; mismatch repair
Cellular component (GO): nucleus
Molecular function (GO): ATP binding; mismatched DNA binding; ATP-dependent DNA damage sensor activity
Source: RefSeq, a predicted model, not a curated record